Molecule: messenger RNA, 1973 nt
Organism: Rhodamnia argentea
Lineage: Eukaryota; Viridiplantae; Streptophyta; Magnoliopsida; Myrtales; Myrtaceae
Product: G-type lectin S-receptor-like serine/threonine-protein kinase At4g27290
Exons: 5
Coding region: 12-1973 (653 amino acids)
Biological process (GO): recognition of pollen; protein phosphorylation
Molecular function (GO): ATP binding; protein kinase activity
Source: RefSeq, a predicted model, not a curated record
AAGCCGGGAGCAUGGACAUCCUCUGUAUUCUGCUUUUCGCAGAAAGCUUGAUCUGGUUCUCGGGCUUCUCGGUCGCAGUUGACACAGUAUAUGCAUCUCAAUCAAUCAGUGAUGGGGAGACACUAGUUUCGAGUGGCGGAACCUUCGAAUUGGGAUUUUUCAGUCCAGGUAAUCUCACGGAUCGGUACUUGGGAAUUUGGUAUAAGAAUGUCCCUGUGCGAACCGUUGUCUGGGUUGCAAACAGAAGCCAGCCAAUCCAUGACUCUUCAGGCACGUUGAUGGUUGUCAGCACAGGCAAUCUGGUCCUCCUCAACCAGAACAGGAGCGUCGUUUGGUCAACUAACUCUACCAAACGGGCCCAAACUCCAGUUUUACAGCUCUUGGAUAGCGGAAAUCUUGUGCUGAGAGAUGAUGGAAAUGACAGUCCGGAUACUUAUUUAUGGCAAAGCUUUGAUUACCCAUCGGACACACUUUUGCCGGGCUUGAAGAUUGGAUGGGAUGCAAAUAGCAGUCUAGAACGGCACUUAACUUCUUGGAAGAGCCCCGAUGACCCGUCUCCUGGAGAUUUCACUUGGGGGAUGGAGAGAAGUAACUACCCUGAGCUCGUAGUAUGGAAGGGAUCAAGUAAGUACGUCAGAAGUGGACCUUGGAAUGGACUCCGUUUCAGCGGCGCACCACAGUCAGGAUCCAAUCCUGUCAUUUCAUACGAGUUCAUAAACAACGGAACUGAGGCGUACCAUACAUUCACUGUGGAGAACAAAUCUGAGCUCGUUAGGCUUGUUGUGAAUCAAACUACCUAUCGAGGGGAACUCUCCACUUGGAAUGAAGAUUCUCAAAGCUGGAUGCUCAUCCUUUCAGUUCCGAAGGACUAUUGUGACAAUUAUGGCCUUUGUGGUGCCUAUAGCAAAUGCUUGACUGAUAAGUUGCCGUAUUGCCAGUGCCUGAAAGGAUUUUCGCCCAGGUAUCCGGACAAGUGGAACUCAAAUGAUUGGUCACAAGGAUGUGCCAGGGAUAAGCUUUUGGGUUGCAAUGAUGGUGAUGGAUUUAUUAAACACACUCAGAUGAAAUUGCCAGCUACAACAAAUACUUGGCUGGAUGGCAGCUUAAGCCUCAAGGACUGCAGAACGAGAUGCUUGAAGAACUGUUCAUGUACAGCUUAUUCAAACUCAGAUAUUAGAGGGAAAGGAAGCGGUUGCGUGUUGUGGUUUGGCGAUCUUAUUGAUAUGAGACAGUUUCCAAGUGGCGGCCAAGACAUAUACAUUCGGAUGUCAGCUUUGGAAAUAGAUUCCUUUCCGAUCGAGAAGAGAAAGCUGGUCGCCACUGCUGUAGCUUCAGCCAUUUCUGGCUUGCUGUUGCUGGGCAUUACCCUUGGGAUAACAAUCUGGAAGAGAGGAAUGAAAAUAGGAGGCUUGAGGAAUGACAUUGACGUACCGCUUUUCGAUCUUAAUACCAUUACUGUUGCUACUAACAAUUUCGCUCAGAGAAAUUUGAUCGGAGCUGGAGGCUUUGGUUCAGUCUACAAGGGAAAUCUUUCCACAGAUCAAGAAAUAGCAGUGAAAAGGUUGUCAAAGGAUUCUGGGCAAGGACUUGAAGAGUUUAGCAAUGAAGUAGCUUUGAUUGCCAGACUUCAGCACAGGAAUCUCGUCAGCCUUCUUGGCUGCUGCAUCGACAGAGGCGAAAGAAUGUUGAUUUACGAAUACAUGCCAAAUAAAAGCUUGAAUAACUUUAUCUUUGAUCACGACAACCGCAUCUUGUUGGCAUGGGAUAGGCGCUUUGAGAUUAUUAUUGGAAUUGCACGUGGAAUUCUUUAUCUCCACCAAGAUUCGAAGCUUCAAGUCGUCCAUAGAGACCUUAAAACAAGCAACAUUUUACUGGAUGCCAACCUGAAUCCCAAGAUUUCCGAUUUCGGAUUAGCAAGAAUUUUUGGAGGUGAUAAAAAAGAAGCAAGAACAAGAAGAAUAAUCGGAACUUAG